CCCGCCUCCUCCGGCGGCGGGUGGCGGCGCCGCAGCGAGGCGGCCAUUUUGUGGCGCUGCGCGGUCGGUGGCGCUGGGCUCGGCGCGCAGCGGGGUCCGGGGGCGGUUUCGCUCCGCUCUCACCCUUUGUCCCGUGCAGAGCCCUCGGUUUUUCUUGACUUCUUGUGCCUCCUGUAGGAAAAGACUGUUUUCAGGUUGACUUCUUCAAAGAAUCAGAAGUCCAGGUCCAGUUGCUGCUGCAGUUGUACAGCAGUGUUUGGAAUGUACGUGGCCAAAUAAGUAACGUGUUUCUUCUUGGUUUGUGGUUUCAGCACAGCAUGGCUGUGGUCAUCCACUUGCAAGGUCUUCGAUUGUGGUGGGGACCAUGGACUUCUCUGGAUUGACCAUCCCUGAUGGGGGCAUGCAUAUUGUAGGGGGUAAACUGGGGGAAUAAAAUCAGCAGUGUUGAUUUUACAAAAUGACAAAACAUCCUCCGAAUAGAAGAGGGAUCAACUUUGAGGUGGGAGCCCAGUUGGAAGCCCGUGACAGAUUAAAAAACUGGUAUCCAGCUCAUAUUGAAGAAAUUGAUUAUGAAGAAGGAAAAGUGCUUAUCCAUUUCAAACGCUGGAACCAUAGAUAUGAUGAAUGGUUUUGUUGGGACAGUCCUUAUUUGCGUCCCUUAGAGAAAAUACAGUUAAGAAAAGAAGGAUUACAUGAGGAAGAAGGGUGUGCAGGUUUUCAUAUAAAUGAUCAGGUGUUGGCAUGCUGGUCUGACUGUCGCUUCUAUCCAGCCAAAGUUACUUCAGUUAACAAAGAUGGUACAUACACUGUGAAAUUUUAUGAUGGUGUAGUUCAGACCGUCAAAAACAUUCAUGUCAAAGCUUUUUCCAAAGAUCAGAAUAUUGUGGGUAAUGCUAAGCCUAAAGAAAGAGGUAAUGAAAUUCCGUCAUCUCCUGAAAAGCGGGAGAAAUUUAAAGAACAGAGGAAAGCAACAGGUAAUGCAAAGAAAGACAAGAAUGAAAAGACUUUAAAGACUGAGAAAAGGGUUAAGCAAUCUGAUAAAGAAGGAAAACUGAUAGUCAUCUCAGAAAAAGGCAAGGUCUCAGAGAAGAAUAUAUCUAAGAAUGGAAAAGAAGAUAAAGAGAAUAUAUCAGAGAAUGAUAUGGAAUAUUCAGUAGAUACACAAAUUGAGAAGAAGCCUGAGAAUGACAAUGUAAAGAGUCCCCAGGAAAACGUGAAAGAAACUAAACGAAAACGUGGAAGACCACCAAUAACACCUCCAACAGAGCCAAGUUCUCAGACACUGCAGCCAAUAACUUUGGAAUUAAGACGUCGGAAAAUACCUAAAGGAGGUGAAGUUCCUUCAAAGCGUCCUAGGGUUGAAAGAAACUUGCCUCAGGAAAAAUUGAAGAACUCUUCAGAUAACCAUGAAAAAGACCAGAUCAGGAGGCGGUCUUCAAGACUCUCAUCUAGUGUUAGCCAUGAGAUUUUAAAUACAGAUCACAUCACAACUUCAACAGAAAUUCAGCCUUUGAAAGAUGCAAUAUCUAACCCAAAGGAGCCUGAGAAGGUCCAGUUAGAUGUUCCCGUUGAAUCUGACCAAAGUUUCAGUGAACAAGCAUCUCCUGGAAACACAUCGCAUAGCACGGUACUCAGUACGGAUGCCAGUUUGCAAGAAGAAAAAGUUGAAGACACUGAGUCUUCCUCUGCUGCUGUCAGAACUCAAGAACCUUCUGCUACAGUAACAAAACCUUUUAGGAGAGCAGAUUUUCUUGCACCAAAAAAUGCAACUGUUGAUCAAGAUCACAAGUUUAAAUGCAAGUUUGUGGACUGUUCAAAAUCCUUCCGCAAAGCGAAGUUAUUGCAUUAUCAUAUGAAAUACUUUCAUGGAGUGGAGAAAGCAGCAGAAUCACAGCAGAACCCGGUAAAAAGACAUAUUCAAACCAGAGCUUCUUUGGCUUCUGAAAAAACUAAUCAAGAAAGGUCAAAAAGAGGACGGACCUCAACUGGUUCAUUGUAUGCUCCUCUACGCAUAGCCCUAAGGAGUACCCCAUAUAGAGAUGAAAAAAUAGAGAAGAGAAGAACAUCAACUGCUGUAAAUGCAUUAAAUAGUCACCGACAUUCUGUUAGAGAACAAACCAAGGAGAACCACAUAGCGAGAUCACUCCGGAAGCCUCCAGAAAAAAAAAGAGUUGAAAAUGCUGUUAAAGAAUAUGAGAAGAACAAAGAAAGAAAAUCCAAAGACUAUGGAAGGUCCAAGGCAAAGAAAAAGAAAAAAAAGAAAAAGAGAGCUAAGCCUGAGUACUCUGGCAGUGAAGAAAACACAGAUAUUUCGCAGGAACUUUCUCCUGAAAAAUCAGUUGUCACAAAAUGUAUUUCUUCAAAUAAAUCAACUGCCCACACAAGCACAGAGCUGCAGUGCUCUGAGUCUGGACAGCACAGAGGAAAAUCAAAAACAAAUGAGGAAGACACUAUGAGUGAGUCAUCUAUGGAUAGCUUGCUUUGGAGUGAUGAUGACUGCAGUCAGGAUGUUGAUGUAACCACAAAUCCUGAUGAAGAAGCUGAAGAAGGUGAUUUUGAGAUUGUUCGGUGUAUUUGCGAAGUAAAAGACGAAAAUGACUUCAUGAUUCAGUGUGAAGAGUGUCUGUGCUGGCAGCAUGGAGUCUGUAUGGGUUUACUGGAAGAUAAUGUACCUGAGAAAUAUACCUGCUAUAUUUGCCAAGAUCCUCCAGGUCAGAGGUCCAGCUUAAAGUACUGGUAUGAGAAGGAGUGGUUAAGUAAUGGUCACAUGCAUGGCUUAGCAUUUUUGGAAGAAAAUUAUUCCCACCAGAACGCCAAGAAGAUAGUAGCCACUCACCAGCUUCUUGGCGAUGUACAGAGAGUGAUAGAAGUACUGCAUGGACUGCAGCUGAAGAUGAGCAUAUUAAAAAAUAAAGAACAUCCGGACCUAAAGCUUUGGUGUCAUCCGUGGAAACACAUUACGGUGGAUGAAAAAAUCCAUACGAAACACAUCAUUCACAUUGAGGAAAACUGUUGCAAAGAGGAGACGGCAAGUUAUAGAACUUGGAAUGGGACAGUUGAGAAACCCUCAGCCAUUCCUUCUGUGGAGGAAUCUUAUAUUACAAGUGAACACUGUUACCAGAAACCUCGGGCCUACUACCCUGCGAUAGAGCAGAGGUUGGUUGUAGAAACAAGAGGUUCGGCCAUGGAUGACGGAGUAAAUAGAAUAAGAGAAAAUGGGGAUGAUGUCCUGUCAGAGAGAUUUGGUUGGAAUCUGGACCGAGAAAUAUGCAGGAUGGAAAAUGAAUCCAAACACAAUUAUUCCAAGGUAAAAGACUCUGUAUCUAAGAAAGUCUCUCCAGAGGAAGCUAUUGAAAUGAAAUUACUGGAAAAGGACAAAGAGGGAGUUGUGAACUCACAGCUGCAGUGGCAGCUUAAUCUUUUAGCUCAUGUGGAAUCUCUGCAAGAUGAAGUCAUACACAGAAUGGAUUUCAUUGAGAAGGAACUAGAUGUUUUGGAGAGUUGGCUGGAUUAUACAGGAGAGCUGGAGCCACCGGAACCGCUAGCUCGACUCCCACAACUCAAACAUUGUAUAAAGCAGCUUAUAACGGACCUAGGCAAAGUGCAACAGAUUGCACUUUGCUGCUCAUCAUGAGACUAGAAAGUAUUGGAGACUGUUAUUGAGUGAAGGUGGAGCAUCUGAUGUGAACAGCUCUGUGUAUUUAAAUGAAAUUAGCAUGCUGGUUGCAUGUGAUGCAGAUUGACUUCAGGGAUUUGUGAAGAACUGCUGUUCAAAGAACAGCAAAAAAGGUUACUUUUAUCUCAUAAUUUUGGGUUUAUUAGGCAAUUAUAACAAUAUGGAAGAGGUUAAUACUGUUGUCUUCAAAGGUUGUGUGUUUGUUGAUAAAUUAUACUCAAAUUUUCACUCCUUACAACUUGUUCAUUGAAACGGUAGACUUUUUUCAUAAUUAAAUUGACUAAAAAUUGUGCCACUGAAGAACAGAGUUCUAAGAGCCAAAAAUGUUUAGUUGACAGAGGUUGUAAAUAACUUUGCAUAGUUUAAGUGACUUGUGUCAUGUUUUAUUCCUUCUGGUUUAUGCAUAGUAGCACACAGUAUUUAAUCACUAGGAAAUGUUAUAACAGUUUUCAGACUUAGUAAGUAUGAAUGUCCUGCUCUUAACUAUAAAUUGUUACGUGGAAGUUUGCAAGUAACAGUGGCCUAACUCUCCCCUUCUAUUAUGUUAAAUAAUGUAGCAGAAGGUCACAGGUGGAUUGCACUUACUUUCAGAAUAAAUGAUUGUUUUCCAUAUUUAUCCUGUCACUCUCACGUGACUUGGUACUGGGGAAACCCCUUAAUGUUGUGUGUUUGUGCAUUCUUGAACUCUUCAACGUGGCCAUACCGUGCCUCCCGAGCUAAUGCUAGCAGGACACCCACACCCUUGUGGCAGUAUAAGAUACUGCUGUGAAAAGACUGGGGAUGUGCUUGGAGUUCCAGACUUGAGCAAGGUCUGUAAUGGACAUUAUGUAGUUUUCUACCCAUUUGUUAAUAAUUGCCAUUCCGGUUAUAUUUUGAAAUGUAGAUUUUUUCAAUACUCUGAACGUGUUCAUUGUAAAGACUUACUAUGAAUGUGUGGUUUUGGGAAUCAGUUUAUUUUAUAUUUGUGUAAAUAAAGCCUCAAGAUCUAUGCAUGAGGUACUGUCCUCACAGACAGUGAGUGGGUUAUUAUGUUAACAGUGUAUGUUCACAAAGUCCCUUUUUCUACCUUACGUUUUAAUUUUCUGGUUUGUAUUAUUUUGUCAGAGCAAGGUGAAAAUGCUGCUUAAGUUCAAGUUAUAUUAUACAGUACUUUUUGAAACAUUGAUGUGUUGUAAGUAUUUGAAAUGUUAAGAGCCUUUCAACUGCAGAUCAUAGCUCCAUAAAUAAUGGCUGCGACUUCAGUUUUCCUUCCCUAACGUUGCCGAAUUAAGUUCACUGUUGAAAAUGGUAAGCUGUUUUUGCUUUGAGAGGGUGUCUUGAAAAAUCUGGAUUUAUCUUGAUUUUUGUGUGUGAUGGUACCACCAAAGGGUAAAAUCAAAGAACAGUUGUCAUUGGAAGGCCCGUAACUAUACAAUUUAUUAAUCUUUGAUAUGAGCCUGUAACGUUUGUAUACUGCAAAGAAUAAUGACUAACUAUGUAAAUUCCUACAAUAAUAUUGGAAAUUUUAAGUUAACAGUAUCUACACAGUGAAUAUUUUAAUCAGUUCCUUCAGAAAACAAUAAUUAGGCUUCUCUAGUAGUAACUAAGGCUUUUGUGCCAGGAGUCAUUUCAGGGAAUAAUUUGUCUCACAGUUUUGUAGUUGGUAUAUAGUGAAUACAACAUAUGUACAGCAGAAAAAUAAAUUUAUUUUUCUGUAACACAGUUGGAAUAAAGCUUACAUGAUAUUUAAGUAGCACUUCGAUCUCUGAAGAUGAUACCAAUGUUAUACUCUCUCUCCUGUUAAUGACACCUCAAUUUAUAAAUACUGUGUGUAGCUUUAGACCAGGCAACAUUAACCAAACAACCAGAACAGCAUUGGAGGAGGACUCCAAACAACUGUGAAGGUUUGGUGUUUUUUUUUCAGGUUAGAAUGACCAGAAAGGUGUUCCCUGGUUGAAAUUCAAAGCAAGCGCUUCCACCAGGAGUCUGAGAAGAACAUAGCUGCUACUGAGCCAGCUGUGCUUGCAGUUUGAGGGUGUGAAGACAAGUCAGUUCCUGAGCAGACACUUCUCCAGAGUGGAACUUCUUUCCGAGCAAUUGCUUUUUGUGUGAUCAUUGUAGGUUUUUACUUCUGCUGUGGUGUGUGUUUUUUUUUUUUUUUUUUUUGCUCAGGGCAAUACUUAAGGUUUGGAAGAAGAGACAGUUCUGAUGGUUGAGUGAAAUGACAAAUACUGGAGACUUGUUUUCCUUAGUAGAGCUAGAGAAUAAGUUCUUGCAGGUAAAGACUGAAAAUAUUUAUUUAAAAUAGACUAGCAUUUUUCAUGUUCAGGAAAGAUUCUUUAAUGUACUUUGCCUGGAUUCAUUUUUGUCCAUGUUUUUGCAAGUUUCCACAUUGUUAUUUCUUAGUCUGGACCAACUGUUUGGUCUGGCAAGUCACUUUUUUAUAUUUCUUUAAAUCACUGGUAAGUGAAUGCAACGUGGAGCCUUGAUGAAAUGAGCAAACAUUGCACUGUGGAUACAUAAGUAUAUUUGUCUUUGUUAAUGCACUAUUAGAACUGAGGGCGCUGUAUAUAAAAUUUUGCUUUGGAGCAAUAUUUGCAAAACUUGAAAACUGUACCUUGGUGUUUGGAAUAAAUAAAUAGGUUUUUGUUGGUUAAGUCUUA
Messenger RNA from Cygnus olor (mute swan), 6318 nucleotides. It is a transcript of the gene PHF20, whose product is annotated as PHD finger protein 20. NCBI's taxonomy places the organism in Eukaryota, Metazoa, Chordata, Aves, Anseriformes, Anatidae. The record is from RefSeq and is a predicted model, not a curated record. Gene Ontology annotation, cellular component: NSL complex; MLL1 complex. Gene Ontology annotation, biological process: regulation of transcription by RNA polymerase II.